This is a messenger RNA of Cynocephalus volans (Philippine flying lemur), 1205 nucleotides long. RefSeq names its product CYFIP related Rac1 interactor A (gene CYRIA). The record is from RefSeq and is a predicted model, not a curated record. Gene Ontology annotation, biological process: regulation of actin filament polymerization. The transcript is spliced from 11 exons. Gene Ontology annotation, molecular function: small GTPase binding. The coding region runs from base 57 to 1028 and encodes 323 amino acids. NCBI's taxonomy places the organism in Eukaryota, Metazoa, Chordata, Mammalia, Dermoptera, Cynocephalidae.
CCAUCAGCCUGGAUUGGUGCAACUGAAUCACAGGAGAUAUUUCCAGGUUUGCUGGGAUGGGAAAUCUGCUCAAAGUCCUUACCAGAGAAAUUGAAAACUAUCCACAUUUUUUCCUGGAUUUUGAAAAUGCCCAGCCCACAGAAGGAGAGAGAGAAAUAUGGAACCAGAUCAGCGCUGUCCUCCAGGAUUCCGAGAGCAUCCUCGCAGACCUGCAGGCUUACAAAGGCGCAGGACCAGAGAUCCGAGAUGCGAUUCAAAAUCCCAAUGACAUUCAACUUCAAGAAAAAGCGUGGAAUGCAGUGUGUCCUCUGGUUGUGAGGCUAAAGAGAUUUUAUGAAUUUUCCAUAAGGCUAGAAAAAGCUCUUCAGAGCUUAUUGGAAUCUCUGACUUGUCCGCCCUACACACCAACCCAGCACCUGGAACGGGAGCAGGCCCUGGCAAAGGAGUUUGCAGAAAUUUUACAUUUUACUCUCCGAUUCGAUGAGCUGAAGAUGAGGAACCCAGCCAUUCAGAAUGACUUCAGCUACUACAGAAGAACGAUAAGUCGCAACCGCAUCAACAACAUGCAUCUAGACAUUGAGAAUGAAGUCAAUAAUGAGAUGGCCAAUCGAAUGUCCCUCUUCUAUGCAGAAGCCACACCAAUGCUGAAAACCCUUAGCAAUGCCACAAUGCACUUUGUCUCUGAAAACAAAACCCUGCCAAUAGAGAACACCACAGACUGCCUCAGUACGAUGACAAGUGUCUGUAAAGUCAUGCUGGAAACUCCGGAGUACAGGAGCAGGUUCACAAGUGAAGAAACACUGAUGUUCUGCAUGCGGGUGAUGGUGGGGGUCAUCAUCCUCUAUGACCACGUCCACCCUGUGGGAGCUUUCUGCAAGACAUCCAAGAUUGAUAUGAAAGGCUGCAUAAAGGUUUUGAAGGAACAGGCCCCAGACAGUGUGGAGGGGCUGCUAAAUGCCCUCAGGUUUACUACAAAGCACUUGAAUGAUGAAUCGACUUCCAAACAGAUUCGAGCAAUGCUUCAGUAGAGCUCUGCUCAAAGAAGAGGAUCUAUGUGCUGACCUCAGAAGAUGUAUAUGUUUACAUAAUUUAAUACAGAUUGAUGUUAAUACUUGUGUAUUUACAUAACCGUUUCCUUCUUGUCACUGAAAUAUAUGGACUUUAAUUUGUAUCAUGACUGACUUAACCCAGCAGAGCAUAAAUUG